Purpureocillium takamizusanense is the source of this 1893-nucleotide messenger RNA. RefSeq lists its product as uncharacterized. The coding region runs from base 1 to 1893 and encodes 630 amino acids. The record is from RefSeq and is a predicted model, not a curated record. Lineage: Eukaryota; Fungi; Ascomycota; Sordariomycetes; Hypocreales; Ophiocordycipitaceae. The transcript is spliced from 5 exons.
AUGAAGCCCGCGUCAGCUGCCUUGACGCUGCUGCUGGCGGGGCUCGGCGACGCGGCCAGCUGGGAUGUGACGGUGGGCAAGGGAGGCAAGCUCAAGUUUGACCCGGAGACGGUCGCGGCGCGGACUGGCGAUACGAUCACGUAUCACUUCUUUUCCAAAAACCACACAGUCACACAGUCAUCGUUUGACAAGCCAUGUCAACUCCUCGACAAAGGCGGCUUCUUCUCGGGCUUCACGCCGACGGCCUCGGACAGCGUCGAGGCGCCGACCACCUUCACCAUCACCAUCAACGACACGAAGCCGGUGUGGGUAUACUGCUCGCAAACGACCGGGAACCACUGCCAGAGCGGCAUGGUGCACGCCAUCAACGCACCGACCAUGGGAAACACUCUGGAUGCCUACAAGGAGAAAGCCAAGGGCGCACCGACGAGCGCAGCUCCGGCGAAUGGCCUGCCUGUGGGUGGCACGCGCGUCCUACACGUUGAUGUCGGCCUCAACGGCUUGACUUUCACACCCAACAACGUCACCGAGCUGCCAGGGACUGUUGUCGAGUUUAACUUUAAUCCAAAGAACCAUUCCGUUGUCCAAUCGUCCUUUGACAAGCCGUGCCAGCCGCUUGACGGAGGCGGGUUCAGCAGCGGCUUCAUACCUACCUCGUCGCCGAAGCCCGGUGUCCAGUUCCAGGUGGUCAUCAACGACACCAAGCCCAUCUGGUACUAUUGCGCCCAGACCACGGGGAAUCACUGCCAGAGCGGCAUGGUUGGCAGCAUCAAUGCUGCUCUGACCGGAGACAAGACGUUUGACGCAUUCAAGGUCGUCGCCUCCAAGGCAUCACCUCCGAGCACGAUCCCUCCCCACGCGCCGCUGGGCGGUUCUCUGAGCGUCAACGGCAGCCUCAUCGCCUCGCUGAACGGCAGCGUCCUCGCGCUCCCCGCCUGGAAGGACUACGUCUCGCAGAUCCCCAAGCCCGGCCAGAACGACCAGUGGAUGAUGGGCGUGGCCGGCGGCGGCGCCAUCGCCAACUACAACUGGGGCAACAACAAGACGCUGUCCGACGACGCGACCCGUCGGCUGCAGCUGCUGCACUACAUGGACAACGCGCUGCUCGUCUACCUGACCACGGGCGUCGGCAAGCUCACCGGCGGGGCGUGGGCGGGCGUCUACCCCGAGACCAUCGUCGGCCUCUUCCGGUCCAUGGGGGCGCAGGCCUACUUCCACCGGUCGACGGCCAGCGACGUGUUGCAGCACUUUAACAAGCCCAUGCCGGAUGUGUGCGAGUUCAACUGGCCUCGUUCAGGCUCCGACGACGACAAUGCCGACAACUACGUCCAGGCUGUGCUCACGCUCAUCAUGCUCGAGAUCGGCCUCCUCCUCGACACCGUCACCACGGCGGCGUCGACGGACCCCUGGCUGGCGCCGUGCCUCGCGUCCGCCAUCGGGGCCAAGUCGCGCAUGGCCGGCGUCAUCGGCCUCAUGCGGAACCACACCGCCGUGCCCGCACCCCGCGAGGUCGCCCUCUCCCCGAACCUGGUGUACUCGUACCUCCAGAAGAAGUACAUACGCUCGUGCCCCUCUGAGACGCUGCAGUCGUGGAACACGCCGCUCCCGCCGCUCAACAUCACGGGACGUGUCAACAACCCCGCGACGGGCCUCCUCACGACGAUCCAGGUCUCUCUCGAGCAGAGCGACAAGCAGCCCUACUACCUCGCGUUCCUGGGGCCGUGGGGGCAGGUCUUGUACUCGCCGCUCAGCAAGGACGGCGUUGCGGAGGUGCCCCGCGACCUUUAUGCGUAUGUCUGGGUCGUCGUCACCCAUGAGAAAGACAUGACGCUCCGUAACUUGUUCAGCAGCUCAGUCGCGGGACCAGAGAUGAUUUGGGUGUCCAAGCCUUGA